AUGUUCUGGCAAUGUCAUAUAGUAACAUCAUCCAUUGACAAAUUAUUUGAUAAACCAACCGAUGAAUUAAAAGUAGAAGAUUUUCUUGAUGAAAAUGAUUUAAUUCAAGAAUGCCUCAAUCAAAAUAAACGUUUACUUGAUUAUCUUAUUCAAGAAAAUGUUAUGAGUGAACUUAUUCAUCAUGUAAUAACCUUACCAAAUGAUAAUAAUUUUCGUUAUGCAAAUACAGUUAGUGAAUUGUUAUCUGGAGAUUUUCAAUGUAUUCAAGAAACAAUAUUAGAAAAACGUAACCUUGAUUUAUUAUAUUCAUUUUUAAUAAUAAACAAUGAAACACUUAAUCCAAUACUUGCUUCAUUUUUUUCUCGCAUAAUUAGUACAUUAAUCAAUCGUAAACCGAAUGAAAUAAUAGAUUAUUUGAAAUCUCGAGAAACAUUUAAAGAUGAUUUUUUUCGUCAUCUCGAUUCAACAUCAAUAACUGAUAUAUUGUUUCGUUUAAUUUCUGAUUGUGGUGAACAACGAUCAGAUACAAUUAAAUGGUAUGAAGAUAUUAAUUUGAUCGAUGGUCUUAUGCAACAAAUUUUAAUUACAGAAUCAUGUUGUGUUCAAUCAAAUAUAGCUACUUUGUUUAGUGAAUUUUUACGUUUAGCUUUUGAUCAACAAACAGGAAAUGAUUGUGAUAUUAUGGGUCCAACAUUAUCAUCAACUAUAGAACGACUUCUUUAUGGCAUGAAUGAAUUUAGUGAUGGAUCAUCCUCAUUAUCUAAUCAUGUCUCAUCGAGUGGUAAUGACGAGAAAAAGUCUAUGACUGAUGUAUUGGAAGGAAAAUUAACAGCACUUGUUCUUGCACGACGUAUUCUUUCGAAAUCGAAUCUUGAACAUUUAUUUGAUGCAUUAAUCAAACAACCGAUACUUAUAUCAAAUGGAUAUGAAUUUCUUCAUACUAUUUUCGAUAUUCUUGGUCGACAUCUAUCUGCGCCUGCAUGCAUUUCAUUACUAUCGAAAGAUGAUAUUUCUUUGUCGAAUAAAAAUGAAAACGAACAAAUGCAGAUCAAUGAUGACGGAAAUACAGCAAUUGUGAAUAAAUCAAAUGAGGAUAUAUCUGCUUUAGCCAAUCUUAUUAAAGAUCUUCUUAUUCAUAUUUAUAUAACAAUACUUGAAGUAAUACCCUCUCGAUUGCCAUCAUUAAUUGCUUUAUUAUCUAUACCUUGUGCACCAUUAAUUUCACCAUCGAAUGAUAAAACGCAAAAUCAAUUUAUAAGUGAACCUCUCGGAUCUUUACGUCUUAAUUUAAUAAAAUUUUUUUCAAAGCUAAUCUACACAAUUUCAAAUGAUAAUACCGGUGAUAAUAUCUAUGAAAUAUUAAAUUCCAACCGUUUAUUCCAUAUAAUAAUCGAUCUUUUUCUUAAACACGUUUAUAACAAUUUUUUACAUGCACAAGUAUAUGUCAUUAUUCGUCUUCUCAUUAAUAUAAAUUCAAUUGCUAUUAAACAACCAAACGAUAUUUGGACACGCACAUCAAUUGACAAGCAAUAUCAAUCAGAAAUUUCUAAAUCUUCACCAUACUAUUAUACAAAUCGUUGUUCUUAUAAAUUAUUUCAAUCACUUUUUAAAUCGUCUGAAAUUAAUUUAUUUGAGCGUUUACUCGAUCAAUAUGAAUUAAAUGUAGCUUCAACAAAAACACUAACAACAAGUUCAUCAUCGGAUGACGCUGUCACAUCGUCUGUACUUCAUACUUCAUUUGUAUCACCGAAUUCCGGACAUAUUGCUCAAUUGCUUCGUUGUUUACGAGAUCAUGCAUCAAUAUUUAAUAAUUACGCAUCAUUUUUCAAGUCUGAUGACCAACAACAAAUCGAUGAUGACACAAGUGUUAUUGAAAUACGUUGGCAAGCUGCACUUGAUUAUUUAACUGAUGAAGAAAAUAAAUGGGCAGCGAUGCAUCAUACUGAACGUGCACCAAGUAAUUUUCGUAUUAAUUCUUCAGCAAGCUAUCUAGCACAUUUAACCGAAACAAACGAUUCAGAUGAUACGGAUGAAACAGAUCAACAACAGCAUCACACAUUUCAUAUGAGAAAAUUUAACAAAAAUGCAACAUCGUAUAAUGAUGAUGAAGAUGAUGAUGAUGAAAUAGAACGCUUUGAUAUUGAUGAUGAAUUAAUGAAGAAUGAUGAAAUAUCAAGUGAACGAAAACUAUCCGAAAUGAAAAAAACGUCAUUUCAACUACAAUUUACAUCGACAUUUAAUGAGCAAUCUAUAUGGUAUCAACAAGAAGAUAUGGAUGACAUGAAGAAAUCGAAUUGUGACGAUGAAGAUAACGAUAAUGAUAAAAUCAAAUCAACUCCAACAUUACCUGAUCUAUUUGAAAAUCAUCGAAUGCAACAAGAACGAGCAUCAUCAAAUGAAUCAAAUUUCGAACAGCUGUGUUCUUUAAGAGCUCAUGAUACAAAUAAUGGUUCUGGUCUUUUUCCAUUUCAAUCCUCAUCGACGAUUCGAGAUGAGGCAGUGUCAAAGGAUGAUCAGUUCUGGAAAGAUCAUCAAAUUCAUUUACUUAAUCGUAAUAAUAAUCCGCAUUUGAAUCAAUCAAACACACAAUGUAUAAGUUCAUCGUCAGAUGAUGAUAUUGAUGGUGAUGAUGACGAUGGGCUUAAAAUCGAUUCGAAUAUUCCGGACGAUGAAAAAUAUUUUGUUCAUACAGACAUAGAAAUAAAGGAAAUUAUUCAACCCAAUAAUAUGAUGGACAUAUUCAGACGCCAAUCACCGAAUUCAAAUAAAACAAAUAAUAUGAUUAAAAAUUCUAAUGGUGACAAUGAUUUGCAAACGGAUCUGUUUACAAAAUGUCAACAAUCGAAUGAAUCACACGAUAUUAUCGUUACUCAUAUAUUGUCUGCAGGACAACCAGUCGAACAGCAAAAUUGUCAAACAUUAACAUUUAUUGAACACGACGAACAAGAAAAUGACGAUUUGAACAGUAAUAGUGAUCUUCUAUUACAAAAUAAUUUUUCAUUCCUCAUUGCGAAAGGUAUGCUAAAGCCAUCACCUUUUUGA
Molecule: messenger RNA, 3042 nt
Organism: Rotaria socialis
Lineage: Eukaryota; Metazoa; Rotifera; Eurotatoria; Philodinida; Philodinidae
Source: the annotation of a GenBank genome assembly